This is a messenger RNA of Penicillium cataractarum, 933 nucleotides long. RefSeq names its product dihydrodipicolinate synthase family protein. Gene Ontology annotation, molecular function: 4-hydroxy-tetrahydrodipicolinate synthase activity. The coding region runs from base 1 to 933 and encodes 310 amino acids. The record is from RefSeq and is a predicted model, not a curated record. The transcript has a single exon. Lineage: Eukaryota; Fungi; Ascomycota; Eurotiomycetes; Eurotiales; Aspergillaceae.
AUGGUCGGAUUUGAUAUGCGUGGUUUGACCCCGGCUCCGGUCACCCCAUUUACUCCAGAUGGCGCAGUGGACUACGAAGCCAUCCAGCGUCUUGGAUCCUGGCUCGGUGGUAUCGAUGGAGUAAAGGGCCUUGUGGUGCUCGGUCAUGCGGGUGAAGGCACCUUCCUCACUACCGAGGAGCAGGUCUCCGUCAUUAAAGCCUUCGUCAAGUCGGUUGACAACAAAGUCCCGAUCAUUGCCGGCAUCACCAGCGAGGGCACCGAAGUUGCUGCUCUCGAGGCCAAGCGAGCCAAAGAAGCCGGUGCAGCUGCUGGACUGCUUUACCCGUCCCACGGCUGGCUGCGCUUUGGAUACCAGCCCGGUGCUCCUCAAGAUCGGUACCGCCGCGUGUAUGAAGUCUCUGGCCUGCCUUUGAUCCUCUUUCAAUACCCGGACAACACCAAGGCCACCUACAACUUGCAGACCAUGCUGGACAUUGCGGCUCAGCCCGGCUGUUUCGCCAUGAAGAAUGGCGUGCGCAACAUGCGUCGAUGGGACACGGAAAUCCCUAUCAUUCGUGCUCAACGGCCUGACCUGCAGAUACUCUCUUGCCAUGACGAGUAUCUUUUGCACACCUCCUUUGAUGUCGACGGCUUCUUGGUUGGAUACGGGAACAUCGCUCCCGAGCCUCUCAUCGAGCUCAUCAAGGCUGGAAAGGCGAAAGACUACAAGAAAGCACGGGAAAUUCACGACCAGCUACUGCCCGUCACUAAGAGCGUUUAUCAUCGUGGAUCUCACAUGGAGGGCACUGUCGCGCUUAAGCAUGCUCUCGUUGCUCGCGGAAUUCUAACUCACGCCACCGUUCGCUCGCCUCUUUUGCCCCUUGAGCCUGGUGCCGAGCAGGAGAUCCAUGCUGCUAUUAGUGCCGCAUCACUGAGUAAGGUGUCAGUAUGA